AUGUCUGCCGCCAGUCCAGUCGCGGCAUUCUGCAAUAUUCCGCAUUCACUCGAUAGCAACGCGCCGCACGCUCAGUUCGAAAUUGGCGCGCAGACGAAGCCGGUCAGCGACGUGCGCGCCUUCGUCGAAUUGAGUUGUGUUGUGGAAGCUGUAUCGAAACAAAGUGAAGGACCUAAACCAAAACUUUUGUGUGUAGGCAUCAUCCGCGGCGAGUACGCUUACGCCCGUAUAGUAGUAGUAGUACAUAAACAAAUAAUAGUAUUUAUAAUGGAUGGAGAGCGAAAAAUUCACAUGAGCGAGGGUGUCCCGCUGAAUUCAACAGGUGCGGCAAGCAUUUUUUUGAAUACUGGUAGAAAUACUAAAGUUAAUUCACCCGAAGGGACCGUCAUUCAUCUCAAGACAGAGAAACCUUCGGACCUCGGUGUGCAUAUAAAUACUACCUUUUCCAUAGCGUCUUCCAAGAAAAUCAAGCUUUUGUUCGUGUUGAAUUUUUUGUUGAGCGUCAUAUGUAUGAUAAUUAGUUGUUCAAUAGCGUUUUACUACUGGAACGAAAUAAUAUCGAUGAGGAGACAGUUAGAUAUGAUUAAAGACCAGUUCAUCAUUAAUAAUAUAAAUGAUAAAGGGGUGCAGGCUGCGCUGGUGGGCGUGCCCAGGCCACCCAUGGUUAUCGAAACACGAGAGCCUAGAAUGAAGUCUUUAGAUGAUGACGAGACAGCUCAGAAUGCAAGGAAAUAUUAUGUUGAUGAUCUUGGAGAAGAUAUGUUGUUAGUAGACUCUAAGAAAAAAAACUCCAGCAAAGACAAUACCCCUGUCUAUGACUUAACAAUGCUACAAAAAGAAUUGGUAGUGGUUCAGUUCAAUGGUGCUAAGCGUGAACACAACAUGGGAACAGAAUCCAUUGUAGGCCCGUGGAUACGCGAUGAAGAAGUAUCUUCCAAAAACAGCGAAGACAAGAUAGGCAUAGACAACAAUCUUGUAGUCAUCAAAGAAGGGGGCUUAUACUUAAUUUAUGCACAGUUAGUAUACCUCACUCAGUCGCCUAACUGUUACUUCAUAUGGACAAGAAGGCAAGCUACAAAAAAUGCGCAACUCCUGAGCACAUGCUCGACGGGCGAUGACUCCAGCAACCGGCCACUCAACAAAUCGCAAAUGUCGUGUUCUGUACAGACCGUGGCAAGACUAUACAAAGGUGAUACCGUGAACAUUGCUCAGAGAGAACCAAACCGAACAGUUUGGCUCAGGCCAGGUUACAGCUACUUCGGUUUUGUAAAACUUAGUUCCUAA
This is a messenger RNA of Arctia plantaginis, 1284 nucleotides long. Lineage: Eukaryota; Metazoa; Arthropoda; Insecta; Lepidoptera; Erebidae. The record is from the annotation of a GenBank genome assembly.